Molecule: messenger RNA, 1610 nt
Organism: Xenopus laevis (African clawed frog)
Lineage: Eukaryota; Metazoa; Chordata; Amphibia; Anura; Pipidae
Gene: snapin.S
Product: SNARE-associated protein Snapin-like
Exons: 4
Coding region: 126-494 (122 amino acids)
Biological process (GO): synaptic vesicle transport; lysosome organization; intracellular protein transport
Cellular component (GO): synaptic vesicle membrane; BLOC-1 complex; secretory granule
Molecular function (GO): SNARE binding
Source: RefSeq, a predicted model, not a curated record
GCUGGGGAGCCUCACUGUGCCGGAACUACACUUCCCACAGUUCUGCGCGCCAUUACGUCACCGCCUCGCUGCUGUUUCUCUCCCGUGUGACAGACAGUCGGGCUGAUUGUGUUGCCGGUAAUAAGAUGGCGGUGUCCCCCGGGCGGGACGUGUUUGCUGAGGGGCUGCUGGAGCUGCUAAAGCCUGCGGUGCAACAGCUCGACUCCCACGUACUGGCCGUCAGGGAGAGCCAAGUGGACCUGCGGGAGCACAUUGACAACCUUGCGUCAGAGCUCUGCAGAAUCAAUGAGGAUCAGAAGGUGGCACUUGACCUGGACCCAUAUGUGAAGAAGCUGCUGAAUGCUCGUCGGAGGGUUGUCCUUGUCAACAACAUUCUGCAGAAUGCACAGGAACGACUGAGGCGUCUCAAUCACAGCGUUGCCAAGGAGACGGCUCGUAGGAGAGCCGUGUUGGAUUCAGGGAGCCACCACCCUCCUGCUUCUCCAAACAAAUGAGAUGUACAGGAGAGAAGGUUUCCUAGAGCUUGGGGGUCUUGUCUCUCCUCCCCGUGGCAAAUGAGAUGGCCUUUCCCAACAUCAUGUUUUUUGGGGCCCAGAUCCAACACUGAGCCCCAAUGUGCAGGACUUAAGUGCCAAUAUUCAACCCGUUCAACUGCACUGGGAGUGUUUCAUGCAGCAAACACUCCUCUAUAAAGCCAUUGCCUCCAGCUCUACCAGUGAGAUGCAUUACCCUCCCAGCAUUCCCUUCUACUGGUCACUGGCCUGACCCUAAGGGGGUUAUUUAUCAAGGUCCGAAUUUAUCUCAAUAUCGGCUGCUACAAAAUCCGAUCUAACCCGUUUUCCACGCUUAUUUAUUAUUACAUUUUCCCGAAAAUUACCUUUGCGGGAACAGCUCAGAAUUUCACAAUUUUUUUCGUGAAUUUUCACCGAAUUUUUCGAAGUUUUCCUCCAAAAGCUCCGAAAACAUAGUGAAAUUGCCCGAAACCCCCGACACAACCAAAAAUCAAUGGGACUGUUCCCAUUGACCUCUAUGUAACCUCGACAGGUUUGAGAUGCCGUGGUUUUAUAUUCGGGCUUUUUAGCCCUCGGGGGUUUAAUAAAUAACGAAAAAUUCGUGAUUUUUUUUUAAAAGUCCGAUUUUAUAAAAAGAAAUCACGAAUUUUUGCGGAUUUCGGGGAAUUUCUCGUAUUCGGAGCUUAAUAAAUAUCCCCCUAAAUGUGUUGUAGAACUUCCUCAGUAACGGAACCGUCCGUGUUCUGGAGCAGGUUUGGUGCUACAGUGGUGACUUUGUAUUGACUUGAUCCAUGUCCCCCUGCUGUGUCCCCUCAAUAUUUAUUUACUAACGAUAACGUUAUGUUGUUAAUGGCGGCUUGUUUGCACUAAACUGGAAUGUUGCUGCUAGUGAAUUCAUGGUUCCUUAUUAUUUGGGACUGACUCUCAGAAUGAUGAGAUUAUCUGCGUGAGCUUCAUCUGCUGCAUUAUAAUAUCUGCUGUUUUAUAGUUGCACUUAUUUGUAUGUCUGUCUGUAUGCACUGCCUUUUAUAUCAGUAGCCUUUUGUGUUUCCUUAUGCUCCUCUAUCAAUGUAUUCAAUAAAUAUCCUUCACUGCCAA